Molecule: messenger RNA, 5776 nt
Organism: Paramecium sonneborni
Lineage: Eukaryota; Ciliophora; Oligohymenophorea; Peniculida; Parameciidae
Source: the annotation of a GenBank genome assembly
AUGGAAAAAUUCAAAAAGUUCUUUAGAGGAUAUUUACAAACAAUGCUUUACGGGAUUGAAAUUAGACCUAAAUAUAAAGUAAAAAUAAUAAUAUUAGAAUAGAUGGAUUAUUCUUUUUAUAUAAUUUUGCAUACAAUAAAUUAAUUUUAAUUGCUGGCAAUCAUAAUACAAACAAGCAAUGAAAAACGAUAUAUUGACUUUAAAUUAGACUUUGUUUAAAGUUUCUUAGAGUUUUUUUUAGUUAAUAACCUAAUAAAAUAGAGUUUAUCCUAUUAUUUAGCAUACAUAAUAAUAGUUAUUUCAUUUUUAUCUUAACUGGUACUAUUUGUGUUUUUAUGCUUUUCAACUUUAAUUCGAUUAUAUACUGCCAAUUUAAUAAAGAGUAACAAUAAAGGUAAUUUAAAUAGCAAUAUUUAAAAUUGGGUGAUUUAAUUUAAUGAACUUUUACAUUGGAUAUUCGUUACUUAUCCAGUACUUUACUUAUAAAUUGCAGUAUUAUCAUUUAGUACAUUAUCAUGUAAUUCAUUGAGUUUGAUUCCAUUUAAUGAAUGUGAAAUAAUACCUUUACUAUAAGUUUUUUCUAUAAUAUAGCUUUUAAUAUCCUUUAUAAAUGGAUAAAUACUGAUUUAUACAAUGAGGAAUCAUAAAUUUAAUGAAAUAAAUUCACUUAAAAGAAGGUACUCAAGUUUAUUGUUGUUCAAUAAUACAAUAGUGUUAGCUAUCAUUUUUUUUCAUUAUAAUUACUAAUUUGUAAAUAAUUAUUUGAUAAUAGUUUGAAUUUUCUGAUGCCAUUAAAUAUAUUUUAGCAAAUCUUUUUACUAUCAAUUAAAUAAUUGAUUAAUUAAAUAAUUAUCCUUAUAGAGAUCCAGUAAGAUUGCCUGCUAUAACAAUGACAUUUGUAUAAUUUUGGAUAGUUUCAAUUUUGACAUUAUAUAGAUUCACAUCCUUUAUUCAAGAAUAAUAAUUAUUCUUUUUUAUGAUACUCCCUUUGCCUUUAAUUUAUAUGAUUGGAUAAGGAUUAGCAUAAUAAUUUUAAUUCUAUGCUAUCAUUAAUUCAAAUUCUAAGAUUUAGAUCAAAGAAAAACAUUUGAUAAUAACAGCAGACUAUUUUUAUAAGCUAUAUCUUGAUUAUAAUAAAGUAUUUAAUCUAUAUAAUAUUAGAGUUAAGAAAGCUAAAUUAAAUUUCAACAAUUUGUUAAAAUACAUAGAUAGUUUUGUAAAAACAAAAAGUGUUAUUCUUAGGAUUUGAAGUUUAGAUAAACAGAUCUUGAUUAAAAAAAAGAUCUUCAUUUAUUUUCAUUAAGUAUCAUUAAAUGCAUUUUUAAAACUGCUCAAUAAUGGUUAUUUACUUUGUAAUAUAUUUAAAUUAAUUGAAUUAGAGCUAAUUAAAAUCAAGAUUUAUAGUUUGAAUAGCUGUAACUAUAAUAUAUUAGUUUUGUUUCUGAUAUAGCAUAAAAACCAUUAUUAGGAUAUUUAGAAUUAAGACGAUAUUAAAAUAGUAAAAACAAUAAUAAUUCUAUUUAUUUUAUUGAAAUAACAAAUAAGUUAGCUGAUUAACUUCAACUUUAAAUUUUAGACAAUUAAUAAAGAUAAACAUCAAAAGAUAUUCUCAUUUAAGAAUAAAAAAGUUAAUUAAUUGAAAUUUCAUUACAAUAAUAAUGGUGGACUUAAAAUUUAUAUGAAAAUUUGUUGAGUGAUUAUGUUUCUUUACUUGAUUUAAAGGUUGAACAUUGGAAUAAUCUAAUGGUUGGAUACUAAAGUCUUAAUCCGUUUUAAUAGAAUACUCAAUAAUUAUGUGGAAGAAUUAAAUAAGUAAUUUUAUUAAAGUAUUAAUUUUAGUUAAAAAUAUAAUUGGAUAAAUUUAUUGGAGUGCCGGAAGAAUGGUUUGAUUUGAAAGUUACGACUAGCAAAGGUCAUUAAAUUAAGAAAUUAAGUCAUGCUUAAUUAAAUAUAAAUUGUGUCACACUUAAACUUUAUUCCUUAUUCUAUUCAAUAAUGAUGAAUGAUUUUGAUAGAGUAAAUUAAUUAAUUAAUUUAUUAGAGUUUUUAUAUUGAAUAAUAUGUAAAAGAUCUUACUUCAAAUGAUAGAUAAAAAGAAAUUGAUAUCAUAGAUAAUUUAUCUUUACUAAAUGAUAGAACAACAAUCAUAUUAGUAAGUUUAGUUAAGAAUAAAGGCAAAAUAGUAAAUAAGAACUAAUUAGCUUUAGCCAAUUUUUUUUCAUAUAUUGAUAGUAAUAAUUUUAAAGAUAAUGUUUCUAAUAUUCAUAAAUUGUUACCUAAAUCAAUUAUGGCAGCACAUGAAUUAUUAAUUGAUUAAUUUAUGUAAAGAGGUUUUAGUUAGUUUUUUGUCAAAAAAAUUAGUGGUUAUUAUGAAAAUGCUAAAGGAUUUAUUCAAAAAUCUUAUAUUAAACUAGGAAAUUUAUUUGAAGAAUUAGAUGAUUAUGUUUUAACUGCAUCUAUGUUAAAAUGUAAUUUAUUAAAUCAAACAAUUUUAUUUGAUAUAGAGGGUAAAAUAAUUGGUAUUAGUGAAAAAUUGUAUGAAAUUGCAAAAAGAUUUAAUCCAUAAAUUUAAGUAGAUUUUUUUAAAGAAUUUUGUAGAGUUUUUUUAAUAUUUCCAUCAAUUUUAACAACAUUAAAACAAAUGGAAUAAGAGAAUAAAUAAAAAUUAGAUGAAUUUUUAUUAGAAAAUGAGGAUACUUUAUUAUAUAUUCCUUCUAAUUUGAUUGAAUUGAAUUCUUUAUAUAUCAAAGAAUAAUAUGAUAAAUUUGGUUAAAAAGUUGAUUUUGGUUUGGAAAGUGAAAAUCUAAGUUCUUGGAGAUCUUGGAAAAGUAUGACAAAAAGUAUAUAGUCUUCAGAAAAUUGUCAAGAAAAAAAUCAUUUAUUUAAAAUAACUAAUUAAGAUAAUAUCGAUUUUACUUUAUAAUUUAUUUAAACACAUAGAGAAUUAUUUUAAUAAUUUACAAUAUUAAAAACAAAAGUAAAAUUAUUUUAUCAACAAUUAAAAGUCAAAUCAUUUUAAUAUAAUUAUUUUAUAUUAGAAUUAGAUCACAUAAUUGAAAUUAAUUCUGAGCAUAAAAAUUUUUAGAAAUACCCCAGUAUAAAUAAAAUAAUUGAAUUUUAACUUAAUGUAGGUUAAACUGUUGCUUUUAAUAAAACAUCAUAUCCUGAUAGCCAUUAUGAUAGCUUAGAUAGAUCAAUCAAUAAUUUUAAUUAAAAUUUAAAUUAAUAACCAUAUGAUUAAUAGUAUAUUAAAGAAUUAAGAAAAUAAUAAAUUUCGAAUAAUUAAAAUGAGAAAUAAAAACAUAGUAAAUUUAAUGAAGUUAAAUCUAAGGGUUAUGAAGAAAAGUUAAAUGAUGAAUUUAAUAAUUUAUCAUUAACUAUAUAAAGAGAUAAAGGUCCUUAACUCUAUUAGAUACCACUUCAGAAAAUGGAUUAAGAAGAUGAAUUUGAAUUAUAAGUAUUAGAUGGACAUUUUAAAGUAAUAAUUAAUUAAUUUAUUUAGUAAUUUGAAUAAGAUUAAGAGAUGCAAUUAUAUCAAAAAUAAUCAAGUAUUAUUCGUAAUUUUGGAAAAGAUAAAGAUGAAUCUCAAAUAGAAAUUGAUGAAAAUUAAGCAAAAAACUCUUCAAAUCAAGAUCAUGAAGUUGUAAAGGCAGAUUUGAUAGAAAUUUUAAAGAUUAAUAGAUAAUAGAAAUAAAACAAUCAGUAAUUUAUAUAUUUCUAUUAAAUUAGUGAACAUGAUGAAGAAGAAAAUAAAUAAAGAUCAGUCAGUUCUUCACGUACAAGUUCAUCUAAGUCUCCCUCUAUGUUAAUUAGAUAACUUUAUUCAAUAAAUACUUUUUAAGGGAAUAUUAAAUUAAUAGUAUUGAGUAUAUUGUUGAUAGCUCUACUAUUUUUAAGUCUAGUUUUUAUUAAGAUGUAAAUAGUUUAAGGUAAAUUUUAUUAUAAAUUAGAAAAUUACAAUGUAUUACAAACCAAUAUUAAUUAUGUAACAUUUCCUGAAACCUUAAAUUUUUACUUUAUUAAAGCAACUUACUUUACAUGGGUUUAAUUAACAUAGGAAUCAGAAUUAGUGACCUAUAGUGAAUUUAUUUAAACUUAAAUUGAAUAAGAAUUAUAAUAAAUGAAGGAGAUUAUAGAUGUUAAAUUAAAUGAACUCUAUUAAGGAAUUAUUUAAUAUGAAAAUUAAAUAAUAACAAAUGAAUUAAAACUCAUUAAUAUAAAUGAAUAUGAAGCUUAGACUUAAUAAUUAGAUCUAACAUAAUUAAUUUAAUUAAUUUAAAUUCAUGCAUUUAAUUUUAUUGAUAAUUUUAAGAAUAUUACUAGUUUCAAAGAUAUUUUAUUUUUUCGUUUAAAUAUGCCUUUCAUUUAUCAAUUUGCAUAUAAAUAUAUCACAUUAUUAAACGAAAAUCUUGUCUAUUAUGAAGAGAAAAUUAUUAAUGAUGUUAUUUAAAUUACAAUGAUAAUUUUAGCUUUAAUAACAGCGAUUAUAAUGUACAUAACAUUUUAGAUUUCAAAUGUUACUUUGUAUGAAAAACAAAUAUUAAUGCUUAUAUCAAGAGUUUCAUAUAAAGCGGCAGAAGAAGCAAUUGAUAAAUUAUUAGAUAUAAAGUCUGUUUUAUCUGAACCUACUCAAUUAGUUUGGAAAAAAAUUAACUUUUUUGAUCUUAAUUAUGAAAGUAAGGAAAAUAAUAGUGAUUAAAAUAAAAUGAUGGUUGCCAAGAGCUUAAAAACAACAUCAGCAACACGAUCAAAUUAUCAAACUUCAAGAUCUAAAUCAAAGUCAAAAAGAAAUUAUCAAAGUAAUUCUCUUGCUUAAAGAAUUUAUGACUUAAGUUUAAUAAAUAAAAUGAACUAUAUUUAUUUAUUAGCGAUUUGGUUGAUAUUUUGUAUUUUUGUAAUUGGUUCAAUACUUGUUACUGUAAAUUAAGUAUCAGACAUCAAACCAACACUAAAUCUAAAUUUAUAGUUAAUACGUUUUAAAUUUAGAUUCGAUUCUUUAAUUGUCUACAGUGAAAUAAUUAAGAGUGAAAAAAUAAUAGAAAAAUAUUUUUUAAAUUAAUAUCAAGAAUUAGAUAUGUAAAUAGAUGUUAUAAUUGAACUAUUUAAUUAACAAUAUGAUGGAUUUCAAGAUAGUAUGAAAUAAAUCUACGAUUCUUUAAUUGGAAAUUCUGGUUUGAUGCAAGCAUAAAAAAUAGAAUUACUUAUGUAUUUUGAAUAAAGUUUAUGUAAUUUCAUGAGUUCAGAAAUUCCUUUUUGUAAUAUUUAAAUUAAGAGUGAUGCUAAUUUUAGUGUUCCACAAAAUUUUAUAGAUGAAUAUGGUUAACCUGUAGCUGAAGAUAAUAAUUAUGAAUAUGUUUCUGGAGGAAUAAUUAAUAUGGUUUAAGAAUUUAGUAAAAAUCUAUAGAUGUAUUAUUAUACAGAAUUGGUAAGUAAGAAAUUGAGUAAUGACAGUCUUCUUGAAAUUAGCCAAUAUUUAAGAUCUAAAGUACAUAUAACUUAAUAGGUUGAAUACUUUUUAGAUACUGGAAAAUUGUUAAGCACUGUUGGAUAUAAUUUAUUUGAAUAAAAUUAAUCAAAAUUAAAUUAAGCAACAACACUUACUUAAAUAUAUGUUUAUCUUACUGGAUUUAGUAUGUUUUUAUUUUUUAUUUUAAUUUCCUAUUAUUGGAUAAAACAAAUAACAACAAGACUUUAAUUAAUGAGAUUGAGUUUAACACUUAUUCCAUAUGAUAUUUUACUAGAAGCAAAGACAAUAAGUUCACUCAAAUAAUUGUGA